Messenger RNA from Lucilia cuprina (Australian sheep blowfly), 13801 nucleotides. Its product is annotated as protein lap4. Bases 563 to 11728 code for a protein of 3721 amino acids. Gene Ontology annotation, cellular component: postsynaptic membrane; postsynaptic density; adherens junction. The record is from RefSeq and is a predicted model, not a curated record. Lineage: Eukaryota; Metazoa; Arthropoda; Insecta; Diptera; Calliphoridae. Gene Ontology annotation, biological process: neurotransmitter receptor transport postsynaptic membrane to endosome; neurotransmitter receptor transport, endosome to postsynaptic membrane. The transcript is spliced from 34 exons. Gene Ontology annotation, molecular function: protein binding.
UUCUUCGUCGAGAGGUGUUGUUGUUUAGCAAAAGAAAACGGAAACAUCGCAUUAAUUUCGUUAUUUAUUUUUUUUGUUGGAAAUUUUAUUUUUUUCUUAACAAGAAAAGAAGCAAAACUAUAAAAAGCCGAACGAAAUAAAAACGCGUUUAAGUUAAUAAAAGAAAAUAAUUACACAAUUAGAAAUCAAACGAAAUAAUCUGUUAAGUUUGCUGUUUUAAUUAAAAAAUAAUAAAAUAAUCUUUAAUCACUGUUAAAAGAAAAUCCUAAAUAAAAGCUCUUUAAGGGCUUUAAAAUAAAAAAGUGAAAACAAAAAACAAAUGUAAACUAUUACCUAUGAAAAAUAUUACAAAAACACUACUAUUAAGUGUAUUUAAGUGUUGAAAUUAAAAUAAAUUAAAAAAAUACGAAAAAAACAUAAUAUUAUAUGAAAAUUUAUGUUGGAGUGUCAUUUAUUUGUGUCGCGCUUAAAAUCGUUUAAAAAUAAAAUCGUGCGUUAUUAUUUUUAGUUUAGUCUCGUCGAGUUCUCGUCGUUACCGUAACUUAUUGCCGUUAUCUUCAACAUGUUUAAGUGCAUUCCAAUAUUUAAGGGCUGUAAUCGCCAAGUAGAGUUUGUGGACAAACGCCAUUGUUCACUACCAAGUGUUCCCGAAGAAAUUUUACGCUAUUCGCGUACAUUGGAGGAAUUAUUUUUGGAUGCAAAUCAUAUAAGAGAUUUGCCAAAGAAUUUCUUCAGACUUCAUCGCUUGCGUAAAUUGGGUUUAAGUGACAAUGAAAUUGUACGUUUGCCUCCAGAUAUACAACAUUUUGAAAAUCUAGUGGAACUAGAUGUUUCACGAAAUGAUAUUCCAGACAUUCCCGAUGACAUCAAACACUUGAAAAGCUUACAAGUGGCUGAUUUUAGUUCAAAUCCAAUUCCAAAAUUACCCGCUGGUUUCUCACAAUUAAAAAAUUUAACAACAUUAGGUUUAAAUGACAUGUCUCUAACCACAUUACCAGCAGAUUUUGGUUGUUUAACACAAUUAGAAUCGUUAGAAUUGCGUGAGAAUCUUUUAAAACAUUUACCAGAAUCCAUUAGUAAAUUAACAAAGCUGAAACGCCUCGAUUUGGGCGAUAAUGAAAUCGAACAACUGCCACCCUAUUUGGGUUAUUUGCCAGCACUCCAAGAACUUUGGCUAGAUCAUAAUCAAUUACAACAAUUACCUCCAGAAUUGGGACUUUUGAGUAAUUUGACAUAUUUGGAUGUAUCCGAAAAUCGUCUCGAAGAAAUUCCCAAUGAAAUCAGUGGUUUAGUUAAUUUAACCGAUUUGGAUUUAGCACAAAAUCUAUUGGAGUAUUUACCCGAUGGUAUAGCGAAAUUAAGUCGUUUAACGAUUUUAAAAUUGGACCAAAAUCGCUUACAAAGACUAAACACCAAUAUAGGAGACUGUGAAAAUAUGCAAGAACUCAUACUCACCGAAAAUUUCCUUUCCGAAUUGCCAGCCUCUAUUGGACAAAUGACCAAAUUAAGCAAUUUAAAUGUUGAUCGUAAUGCCCUCGAAUAUAUACCAAUCGAAAUUGGUAAUUGUGCCAAUAUGGGUGUUUUAAGUUUGCGCGACAAUAAAUUGAAGAAGUUGCCACCAGAGUUGGGUAAUUGCAGUGUGUUGCACGUGCUCGAUGUAUCUGGCAAUCAAUUGCAAUAUUUGCCCUAUUCACUGGUAAAUCUGCAAUUGAAGGCCGUUUGGCUGUCAGAGAAUCAGGCACAACCUUUGCUCACAUUUCAGCCAGACGUGGAUGAGGAGACAGGUGAACAGGUUUUGACAUGCUAUUUACUGCCACAACAAGAAUAUCAACCAAUUGCUCCAGAUUUUCCACCCGGCCAACUUUAUAGAUCGAGUGAGAAAUUCGAUUCAUCGGAAUUUCAUAAUUAUCAACAACAAGCACGUGAACAAGAACCAGACUCUGAAGGUUGGGAAGAGCGUGAAGCUUCAAGGACACAUUCCGUUAAAUUUAAUGCCGACAUACCGGUUCAAGAUAAAGACACACCAUUUACGCGUCAAAAUACUCCACAUCCCAAGGAAUUAAGAGAUAAAGCCAAAAAGCUAUUGGCUAAAAAUCGUACAGAUGAGGCGCCUGGUGUAUCGUCAAAUUUAGAUACCUUAACAGAAGAGAAACAUUCACCAAUGAUGAGACAAGACUUAAAUUCCACAACAGUGGAGAGUUUAGCAGCGUCAAAAACCGCUUUUCAAUUUGAACAGCAAGAACAACAAUCCAACACACCACAUCAACAAACUCAACAUUCACAACCACAAAUGUUGUUAGUGAAGACACAAGCCACACAACAGCAACCACCAGGAAAAUCAACUACACCAACGGGUGGUGAACAACAACAGCCGGCACAUGUUAAUAUUAAACCAGAAAAUGUUAUUGUUGCAGCCAGUACUGUUAACGAACAUGAUGACGAUGAUGAAGACGAUAAUGCCGACGAGGAAGAUGAUGAUUAUGAUCAAUCAGAGAGACGUGUUGGCUUUCAAGUGGAGGGUUCUGAAGAAGAUGAUUUCCGCAAUAGACCACCGAAACUGCAUAGACGUGAUACACCACAUCAUUUGAAAAAUAAACGUGUUCAACAUAGCAUCAACAAUAAGAAAGAUCAUGAAAUUUUGGCCAAUGCUUUGCAACAAGAGACCAAAAAACUCCAACAAUUACCUACCGUCCAAUCACCUAUAGCUGAAAAUCCCUCAGCUGAACAGAGUGAACAGGAGACGGAUAAUGGUAAUGGCUUUGCUAAACCACAACAUCCGUUCGACGCUCCUCUAUCGCCCAUCCAUUCACCACCAGCGAUGGUAACAUCGUCUGAAUUGCAAACAAACCGAGACAUUCAUCCUGUUGCCAUUGUAACUGAUGAUGCCCUUGAUGGUGUCACCGAAUUGCGAUUGGAACAGUAUGAAAUUCACAUUGAACGUACCUCGGCUGGCCUUGGCUUAAGCAUUGCUGGCGGCAAAGGCUCAACACCAUUUAAGGGUGAUGAUGAUGGCAUUUUCAUAUCACGUGUCACCGAGGGGGGUCCAGCUGAUUUAGCCGGCCUUAAAGUUGGCGAUAAAGUUUUAAAAGUCAAUGGCAUACCCGUCGUCGAUGCUGAUCAUUAUCAAGCUGUACAAGUGUUGAAGGCCUGUGGUGCUGUUUUGGUUUUAGUUGUACAGCGUGAGGUAACACGUUUAAUUGGUCAUCCUGUAUUUAGUGAGGAUGGUUCAUUAUCACAGAUUUCUGUUGAAACACGUCCCCUGGCGACUACCAUUCCACAACUUCAACAGCAACAAACACAUGAAAGAUAUAUACCACCUCCUUUGGAAAUUUUGCCAGAACAACAAGAGCAACAUUCACAUGCCCAGCAGCAACAGUAUUCGGCAACAAAUUUGCACAAUUAUCACGCAAAUGUAUUUACCACACCAGGAACAGUUACAGCAGCGGCCGCAACAACGUCAGCAGCUUUUCAAGAACCACAACAUGUUGGCGAUGUUGCAACAACGACAACAGCAUCAACAAAUGGCAUUUUCGAAAAUGGCAAGGAUGGACCAUUGAGUUAUAUUACGCUGCAUACAACAUUAAUACGCGAUCAAAUCGGACAGGGUUUGGGCUUUAGUAUUGCUGGUGGAAAAGGCUCUCCACCUUACAAAGAUGGAUGUGAUGGCAUUUUCAUUUCACGCAUAACUGAAGGUAGUCUGGCGCAUCGUGAUGGCAAAAUAAUGGUGGGCGACCGUGUAAUGGCUAUUAAUGGCAACGACAUGACCAAUGCCCAACAUGAUGCUGCAGUUCAGUGUUUGACACAACCACAAAGGUUUGUACGUUUAGUCUUACAAAGAGAAUACCGUGGACCGUUGGAGGCUCCUCUAAGUCCUCACAGUCCAGCUGUAUUAAAUGCAUUAAGUCCAUCGGGAUAUUUAACUAAUCGCCCUGCUAAUUUCAAACGUUCCAUUGGUGAUAUGGUUGGUGAACAGCAGCAACAUCAACAUCAACAACAACCGCAAACUUAUCAAACACAACCGAUUCAAUACGAUACUAAUAAAAUGAUGACCACAGCGUUACCAACUGCGACUACAGUGCCUGCUACCAAAACCAAUGGUUUUGCCAACACUAACACACCAUAUCAACAGCAACAACAACAAAUUGAUAAGGUGACUGGCCUACCCAUACCAGUACCAGCACCACGUCGCUCUAAUUCGAUACCUUUAGGUGAUGGCCCAGAGGCAACAUCCGCCUCAACGACAUCACUCACAACCGUUUCUUCUCCCACAUCAACACAAAACGGCACAAUACCUCAUCAUCCUUCGGCUGGCUUGUCGUCAACAACAACAUCAUCAUCACAACCCACCGCCACCACCACGACUGGCACAACAACAGAUUCAACAGAAACACAGCCCACACCUUUAAGGCCUUUGACGAGUGAAGAUUUUCAGGCUAUGAUACCGGCACAUUUUCUAAGUGGAGGUUCUCAGCAUCAAGUGCAUGUGGCCAAGCCAAAUGAAGUUGGUGUAGCUGGUGUUACGGUUACCGUCAACAAGGCUGUUCCUGAUAUGCCCAUGUUCCCAGCAGCUCCCACCGAAUUGGGUCGUAUUACCGAGACGAUAACAAAAUCGACAUUUACAGAGACUGUUAUGACUCGAGUCACCGAUAAUCAUUUAGCGGAACCCCUAAUAAGUGAGGAGGUUAUAUUGCCUAAAAAUCAGGGUUCAUUGGGUUUCAGCAUAAUUGGUGGUACCGAUCAUUCAUGUGUUCCUUUUGGCGCUCGAGAGCCGGGUAUUUUUAUAUCACAUAUUGUACCAGGUGGUAUUGCUGCAAAAUGUGGCAAAUUGCGUAUGGGUGACCGUAUUUUAAAAGUUAACGAUUCCGAUGUCUCACGUGCCACUCAUCAAGAUGCAGUGUUGGAAUUACUUAAACCGGGCAAUGAAAUUAAAUUGACAAUACAACAUGAUCCAUUACCAGCUGGUUUCCAGCAAAUACAAGUAGAUUAUAUACCUUUUGAGGAAAUUAUCAUCAGUAAAACUGAUGGUGAACGCCUUGGUAUGCACAUUAAGGGUGGCCUUAAUGGCCAGCGUGGCAAUCCAGUCGAUCCAACAGACGAAGGUGUAUUUGUUUCAAAAAUAAACUCCAUUGGUGCGGCUAGACGUGACGGAAGGCUUAAGGUUGGCAUGCGUUUGUUAGAAGUGAAUGGGAACUCCUUAUUGGGAGCUACGCAUCAAGAUGCAGUUAAUGUUUUACGCAAUGCUGGAAACGAUAUACAUUUGGUCGUUUGUAAGGGAUACGAUAAAUCCAAUUUAAUUCAUUCCAUUGGUACAGCUGGUGGCAUGAGUACUGGCUACAGCAGACAUGGUUCUCGUGCUUCUGAAACUGGUUCCGAAAUAAGCCAAAGUCAAAGUACAUCCAGUUUAGAUCGUGAUGAUGAUGAACGCUUAAAACAUGAUUUGGAAGUUUUUGCUGAACAAAGUAAUGAACAACCCACAUCAGUAUUAGCUAACGUUGCUGCCAUGGCUCAUUCACCCACCUUAACAACAACAGCACAAACAGCAACAUCAGUACCGACAGCAGCAAUUCCAACAGUUAAACCUACAGAUGGUUCAAAUACAGCACAACAUCAUCAUCAUCAGCAGCAGCAACAUGAUGUUGCUGCUGCCACUGCUGUUGCUUUGGCCCAUAAUACAGAACAGUCCUUGGCUUCCACUAAAGAAAAGAGUACCCCUGAAAAAGUUUUGGAAAUUGUACGAGCUGCUGAUGCGUUUACUUCAGUACCACCCAAAUCACCAUCCGAACAUCAUGAUCAGGAUAAAAUACAAAAGACUACAACGGUCGUUAUAUCAAAGCAUACACUAGAUACAAAUCCAGCCAUACAACCGGCACCAUCAACGGGUAAUGCACCAACAUCACCCACGUCACCGUCGGCAGCAGGAACAUCACCUCAGAUUUCGACAGCAACACCCUCGCCCGUUUCACAGCCCCAGACACCACAGAUGGAACAAAGUGCUACGAAAUCGAGAGACCCCCGAUUUGAAUACAAACAAAUGAUCGAUAAUCAGAGUAUCGAAAAAGAAGAAGUUAAAGUUGAACCAGUGUACAUAAUUGAUGAUGACGACGACGAUGAUGAUGACGAUAACAAUGAUGAGGAUGAUAGUGAUAGUGAUGAUGACGAAGAUGAAGAGGGUGAACAUGAAGUGCAAUCCCCACAGGAUACACUCACGGAACAAAACGAAACGGAUUCUGACUAUUUUGAAAAACCAAGACCUGCUGUAAGAUAUACUAGCGACUCAGAAAGCGAUACCCAGAAACUUAAAUUUCAAACAGCCUCAGGCCGUAGUACACCAGAUAUGUCAUCGUCUGCUUAUGGUGGUCAUCAUCGUAAAUCAGUUAGUUUUGAUUUGAGUGGAGACGAACGAUCCAAAUCAGAUUAUGAACGUUCCCGCACUCCCGAAGGUUAUGCAUCUCGCUAUUACGAUUCGGAACAAGAAUAUAACCCCUCUAAAGCACGAAUGCCACGCAAAGGUAUAUUAAGAUCUGCAAGUCCUUCAUCCUCAAAUAAUUCCUCAAUGGAAAAGAAAAGACCAGAAAAAUUACCAACAUUAGUGCCCACUGUAGCACGUAUCAAGGAAAUCGAUUCGCCAACUUUGCAACAUGCCACCACAAGAUCGGCUUCACCUCAUCGGGUGCCAAUAAGUUCAAGUAGUGGCUAUCGUAGUCCUCCACCUCCACCAAUCGAAAGUAUCAAGUUACCUACCGAAAUCGAACGCGAAAACCCUUUCCGUGAUGCAUUUUUAGAUAAAAAUCGUACCGAUGAUGAGUACACAGAAAUUGCCAAAGCAAUUUCGAAGUCUCCGCGUUCUCCAAAAGAUGGGAAUUAUUUCUUUGGUGGCAAAUCUGGUUGGAAAUCCAACGAAGAUCUUUUGCAGUCGGAGAGAACAAGUGGUCGCAGUACACCCAGUACAGUUAUAAGUCAACAAUCAAAAUCCACUGAAAACUUAACGAGUCGUCCUAAAAAGCCGCCACCAACUCUACCAAAACCCAAGGUGAAAAAAGCCGAUUUAGUGAAAAAUUUCGCAUUAGAAUCAUUCCAAAAUGCUGAUGUAGGUCAUGGUGAUUUUGCAGUAUUUGAACAUGAUCCCAAUACUAAUGAAAUACAUCAAGUAUCUAGACCUAACACACCGGGUCCGUCCACUUCUCCGAGCCCUAAAUUGCCCGUAAGGGUUAAUAUACCAAGAAGUCCUUCCAGACCAAAAGAAAGUCCACCACCGCCACCGAUUAACUUCGCAACCAUGCCAAAGUUUCCACCAAAAAUGCAACCUUCCUUAAUUCCCGCUUUACACGAAGAAUCGCAAUAUAUGGAAGUGUUACCACCAUUACCAUCAGUUCCACCGCUAAUAGCUGCUCCUUCUAUAGACGAAGUUCCACCAUCUCAAAGACGACCCUCAGAUUUUAUUCACGAAAAUUCUCCUGAUAACAUUUUAGUUUCCGAGGAAGAACAUCGCACCAUAUUGUUGCAGGAAAAUGAGCUGCGCAAUCAAUUACGACGAACGAGUAGUAAAACCCAAGUGCCAGAAUUAGGAGUGCCUCCAGAGCUAGCACCUCCGGUUCCUGGUAGCCAGUACAGCAGUAGUAGCAGCAGUACGAGCUUUAAAUAUUUGCAACGUUUGGAACUAUCAGCGCACAGAGUGCCAACAACAGCAUCAACCAUAACCCCACACCAUGAUCCUCUCUCGCCAACAAAAAUCUUUCCCACAGCUCAAAUUUUGCCGGUACAGUAUGCCAGCCUACCGCAGCCACAACAUCCAAGUGCUGCUCAUGUCAUACCGCCCGGUCAGCCCAUAUUUACUCUGGGUGGUGGUUAUGUGUUGCUGCCACAAGCUGUUCUAACACAGGGAACCACCUCUUCCGGCCAAGUAAUCAUAUCACAAGCACAACAGCAGCAACUGCAGUUGCAACAUCAUCAAAUCCAGCAACAGACGCCACAGUUGCACAUGCAUCAGCAACGCAUAGUGAUAUCACCUGCUGAGGCAACAAAGACAUCAUCAUCCACAACAACAACAAAAGUGCCUAAAUCGGUAUCCGAUAAAAAACGUUUCUUUGAAUCUGCCAUGGAGGACCAACACAAGCCCACACAAAAAACAGACAAAGUUUUUUCAUUCCUGUCAAAAGAUGAAGUUGAAAAACUAAAACAGGAGGAAGAGCGUAAAAUUGCAACAUUACGCAGUGAUAAAAAGAAAUCAAGAUUAUUGGAUGAUGCCAAUAGCAAAAUUGACGAUGAUGACAACCAUGUCGAUGACGACAAUGAUGAUGAAGAUGAUUAUUCGGAAGAAGACGAUAAUGAUGAGACAGAUGACGACGAUGAGUAUGACAAUGAGGAUGCAGUCGAUAUGCAUCAGCAGCAACACAUUCAAGCAAGAAAUGCAAAUGACAGUAUUGAUGUUUUACGUGCAACUUUAAGUGACGAUGAUGCCGAAGACAUCAGCAGUAAAGUUAUAAAUCCGACUAAGAACUUAAAGCCAAUAGCAACAACAAGCACUGCUACUACCAGUAAGGGUUCUAAAUUAAAAGAUAUCAAAGUGAGGGAUGAACCUAAGGAAAAUUUAAAAGUAGAAUCGUCGAUAACGAGUAAGACAACUAAAAAGGUAAUAGUAACACCAAAAACAACAAUAACAACAACUACCAAGUCAACAGCAAUACCAACAACAACAUCUGCAAUAGCUACUAUUAAAGAUGAAAAGGAAUCUAAAAAAACUCUUCGUAUUAAGCCCCAAGUUACACAGGUGCCAUCAGAAACAACAACAACAUCGUCAACACUAGCAAUAGAACAAACAAAGAAACCUUCUUUGUUACCAAAACCAAAGGUUAAAGUUGUAAUACCACCAGCUCUAUUACAAAAGCAACAGCAGCAGCAACAACAACCACAACAACUGGAGCAUUCUUAUCAACAGGAGCAACAAUUCGAACAAGAUGUAGACGUUAUAGACGAGCAAGAGCUCCAACACAAUGUUGAUGAAGAACAUGAACCGGAAGUUGCUGUUUCACCCACUAGUCGUAUACCAGUGCGUACAGCAAAUGCUGAAAAACGCGCCUUAUUGGCAGGCAUCACAUAUUCCUCCGAAGAGACGAACCCUUUUCCCUCAUCUACCUCUAAUUUGAAAAAAAGCAAAGCUAUGAUAAAUGCUGAGAAACGUGCUUCAUGGCGUGCUGCCCGUUUGCGUUCUUUGGAAAAAGGUGCUGUUGAGGCCCAAACUGUCAUACAAAAUAUGACCAAAAUAGCCGAUGAUCUCUUGACUGAGACUCUGCCCACUGAGCAGGCAAAAAAGAUUGUUUUUCCAAAAAUUGCUAUUAAGUCUAGUGAUGGUCCGGUCAUAAUACGUGAACGAGAAAAAAUACUUGAUGAAAAAAUUGUACGACGUACCGAAGAGGUGCCGUGUCCCAUAACAGGACGACCUCAAUUGCGUACGGUCGAGUACAUAGAAAAGAUCAUCGAAACUGAGGUGGAAACUAGUCGAGAGAAGAUAAUCUCAUUAGAGUUGCAGGACCCAGAAAAGAGCGAUACACCAAACGCAUCAAUAGACUUCAUAACACAGCAUGAGGACGUUAAAAGAAAAAUGGAAGAUGAGGAAGAGGGUAAGGGACGGCAAGUAGCUGCAGUAAAUGAACAACAUAAUCAAGAGCAGAUGAUGCCACAACAACAUGUACCACAGUAUAUGCAGACGCAGGUGUCAGAAGAUGACAAGCACGAGAAAAGUAAAGAAAACCUACAAUUGCCUGGAGUAACGGGUAGAACAUUAGUGGAAACAGUAGAAAAGUUACACAUUACCCAGAAAUUUGAAAACACUAACGACAGUAAUAACAAAGAAAUGGAAAAAGAACACCAGGAAUACUUGGCAAAUCUUAAUGAUGAUGAAGCAGAAGAAAGUGAAGAUGUUUAUGAUGAUGAGGAAGAGGAAGAAACAGAUUCUGCUUCUAUUGUAACAGUGCAACAAAAUACAGAAAAACUAUUUUUGCGUAACGAUGAUGACGAUUUUCCUUCAAUUGAAUUGGACAGUUUAAGUAGUGGUGGUAUUUUUGGACCUUCUUCCUUGGACAGUACAGGCUCGUCUACAAAAGUGAGUAUUAAACCCUCGACCAUAACAAUGCAUCAAACUCUGGCAAAAGAAGUUGUUUUACCGGCAACUACAAAGAUUACCACUACCAUGAAGACCACUCAUUCAAAAGCAUAUCAAGAAAUGGACGACAAGGACUACGAUGAUGAUGACUAUGACAGUGAAUACAAUGUAGCCUAUACAACGUCAUCAACACCAACCUCAACAACCACAACAAGAACUCAAAGCAUAGUUGAAGUUGUAAAUCCUUUAAUCACGGGUGAGGGUCAGGUUCAACGCAUCGCUUUCAGUCGGUCGCAUCAGAGUGAAUAUCCAUCAUUUGAUAACGAUGAUGAUGAGGAAGAUUUUGAAAAGUUGCCUGCUUCGCUACAAGUUUUGCGCAGUGAAACUUUCGUUUUGCCACCUUCCAAAGGUCGUGAAGAACUUUCUUUGAAUGCCAAAAUGAAAAAUGUUUUAGAAGAGUUGUUGGAAAAUGAACGUGUGAAAUACAAUUUGCAAAAAAGCCUUGAAGAACAAGCAAAUAAUGAAAGAACUACUAAGCCAGCUUAUGGGGAUUCUGAUGAUGAUGACGAUGAUGAACUAACAAAAGAUGAAGUUGACUUUACCGUCAAAGAAAUUUCAAGGGAUAAUAAUGGAAAUCGUCAUGUUUUAAAUGCUUUAAUUAGAGACAGUAAUAAAAACACUUUGCAAAAACUACAAAGUCAAUUGCAAAGCAAAGCUAAUGAAGAGGACGAUGGUGAUGACGAAGAAGACGAUGAGGACGAGGACGAAGGAGAUGAAUACGAAGUGGCCGAAGAAGAAGAUGAUUCGGAUGAAUCUGAAGAAAGUGAAAGUAGUGAUAGUGAUGAUGAUGAAGACGAUGAUGAUGAUGAAACCAUACAUAUAACUUUUGUAGAUGGUGCCAAAGUUAUUGAAAAUUUCAAUACAAAUACUCCAAUGAAAUUGCAAAAAUCUCAAACCUACAAUACAAUGAAAGAGGCAGCUGAGGCAAUGACUAAAGAGCCUGCAGAAAAUCAAACAUCUGUACAAAAAACCCCAACAGAAUCUCAUGAAACCUUAGAAGAAGAUACUCAUAUAACUUUAGAAAAAAUAUUGGCAGAGCAACAAAAAUAUGCCGAAAUUUCAAAACAAUUACGAAAAUCUGUAGAAAAUUUAUUAAUAGACGAUAAUGACGAGCAUGAACCAGAGGCCACUACCACCACCUCUACCUUAACAACAACCACAGAAACCAUAGAGAGUGGAAACCCCCAACAGAAACCGAAAACGAAAAGAGUAAUGAUAACAAAAAAAUCAUCUAAAUCCAAACCCGUGAAGCAACACAUCGAUAACACUGAAACGGGAGAAGAAAUUUUUAAUCGUUUAUUACAAGCUGGUGGUUCACGCAAACAAAUGUUCGACCAAGAAACCGAUGAAACUUUAACGAGCUCCACAACAACCUGUACCGAAAACAACGGUACAAUCAUAACGACCACCACAACAACCAUAUCAAAUGUUGCAACUAGUGGCAUACCGCGCACAACGAAACACGUCGAAAAGGUAGUUAAAACUCAAGCAAAUAAAAAGAAUAAUAGCAAUAAAGACGAUGACGACGAAGACGACCAUAGAGAUAGAGAUAAUGAUGGAGAGGCAUAAAUAAUUUUAUAUAUUACGGUUUAUGGUUGUGCCUUCCUUUUUAUCUGUAGUGUGCCCAGCCCAUUCCAGCAACACUCAUGACACGCACUACAAAUUACCCUCAACCCCUAGUGGAAACAAGAUGAUGGUGAUGAUGGUGCGGGAUUUCAGUAUUAGGGAUUUUACUUUCUUCUUUUUUUAGUUCCUGGUGUGUGUUUAAAUGUGUUUUUGUUUUAAUUUUGGGUUUUCCAUUAAAAGCAUUUACUGUGUUUUUCAUAAGUUGUAUGUUCGAAUAAAUAUAUUAAAUUUUUUAGUUUUACGAUUUUUAUAAUAAGUGAAAUUAAAAUAUUUGUUUGCGUAUGUAUGUCAUAAAUAUAAAUAUGUCAAUAUUUUAUAUACAUAUGUAAACAGUUUGUUUAAAGGAAUAUUAAUCUAAAAAUAAUGUGAUUAAGAAAUCAUCCUAAAAUAGGAGUAUAAUAUUUUAAAGAUAUAAAUAUUUGAAAUUAAAUUAAUGCUAAUAAAUCAUUAGUUAUUCAUUCAUCUAUUUGCAAAUAUACCAGAAUAUAUGUUUAUAAUAUUUGUAAUUUUUCGCAAAUUAAUAAAAUUUGGUUUGAAUUACCUAUAAUCAACCAGUCAGUGUGAAUUCAAAAUCCAUGCUCGUUUUUUUAGAAAUACCUUCACUUGUAUACAAAGAUUUUCUUCCUGAAUGUGUGUUUAAAAUGUAUUAAGUCCUAAUGGGUUUUAAGACGUAAAACUAUAUUUAUUGUUGGCAUGAUAUUUAUAACACCGUUUUAGGUGACUAAAUAAAUCAAAGGGAGAAUACAACCGUAUGUUUUUUACCCUUUUGACCGCACUAGCCUUGCGAAAUCCUUGUUGGUUUAAGGAACAAUUUUUGUAUAAACCUAAAAUAGGUAUUAUUUUCUCAAAAUACCCUUUUGACGUACUAGCAUUGCGAAAUCCUUGUUGGUUUAAGAAACAAUUUUUGUAUAAACCUAUAAUAUGUAUUAUUUUCUCAAAAAUAUUCUUGAUUUUUAAAUUGAUAAAAUCCACUAAUUUGUUCAUUAAAAAAAUGUUUCUGAAAACCAUUUAAAUUAUUGCCCAUAUAUGUAGAUUCAUAUUGAGAGAUAGCGGUUUGUUGUCAACUUAAAUUUAAUUAUAUCAAUAAAUUCUGACAAAUGAAUAAUGUUUUUUCGUCAAACAAAAAUAUUGAUAUUUUUUAAUUCUUAAAAAAAUAAUCGUUUAUUAAACAAACAGUUCAAUUAAAGUUUCUACUUAAUGAACAAUUAACGGAAAUUAAUGCAUGUAUGCGUUUUAAUUUUUCAAUUUUGAUCUUUGGAAAAAACAAAUAUACAUAUGUAUGUAUGUUUAAUGAUAGUUAUGAGUUAAAAAUUAGCACACUUUACUUAUAGUAUGUAAAGUAAAUAAAUGUAGGUUCAGAUUUUUUUUUAGCGUAGUCGGACAGAAUUAAAAUAUUUUAAGAAUGAGUAUAUUUAUUUUAAACGACAAUUGCCAGUUUUACGUAGUCUUUAAUAUAUCGGCGAAAGCAAAAAAAGUGUAUAUACCUUACCUUAAGUAAAUGCGAUUUUUUCAUUAAACGAUAUUUUCAAAACUAAUCUCCGCCUGUAAACUUUUGAAUCACACAGGCUAACAACUUGUAAACCAAGUAUAAACUUCUUAAGGUCUUAGAAAUGGCUUGAUGGUUACAUAAAAGAAUUGAGCGGUAAGCAAUUUCAAAUAUACACAUUGGAAAAAGACCGGCAGAAAAGUGCCGAAAUUAAUACUAUUCGUUGUCAAAAGUGAGCUUACCGCGUUUUUUAACAUUUAAACAACAAAUUUGUAUACAAUUUAAGCAUCGUGUGUCAUUAUUGUUUUCGAUUACACCUUAUGUCAUUUUGGCAAUACAUCGUUGUAAAUUCGACAACGAAUCGUUGACAUUUCGCUAACGCAAACUACUUGUUGACAACUUAGUGUUAUUUUUUUUUUAUUUGAUAACGUCGUGUAGAGUGUGAUAAAAUGCAAUACAUCUUAAAAUAAGCGUUGCACAUAUUUAGAAUAAUAGACGCUGUAAACAAAUCGGAUCUCUAUUACAAGGUC